AUGAAUCAUCAGGCUUUCGGCCACAUGGGCAGCAUUUCUGGCCCAGCAGUGCCCGGCUCGGAGCACCUCGCAAUGUCAGCCAAUGGGCCUGUCUUAGCUCGAAUCGCUGCGAAUUUCUCAAUGAGCCCAACGACCGAAGAGCAGCUGCGACAAAUGUCGCUGGCUUGCAAGCUGACAACCACUCAACCAAAUCAACCAAGCCAAAAGCCUCUUGUUGUUCUGCGUCGGAUUGCAGCCAAGCCACAAAGCCCAACACCCGUGUCAGAGCCAACGCAGGAGACCACCACAACCAAGCGACGAGGACCCAACGGAUUUAUUGUGUUUCGCACAAUGAAUAAACACCGAUACAGUCAUCUCCCCAGCCGAGCGUCCAGCAUCGAGCUUGGGAAACUCUGGAAACAGCUCUCGAGCGACGAGCGCGUCACAUUUGAGAUGGAAGCGCAGAAACGAGAACUUCUGCAGCUCAACACAAACAAGCCUGCUCGAGCGACCAAAGUCCGAAAGCCUCGUCUCUUGUACAACAAUCGACUGACCGCGGCUGGCCGUCGCCAAGCGCAGCAGGUGGCAGAAAGCUGCCUUCCACGCUCAUUCCUUGCACAUGAAACUUUGCAUGCGGAUCAUGAAAUGUUUCCACUCGAUGUUACUGACGCGUCUUCCCUCUUUCCCGGGUCCAAAGCUUGCGAACCACCGAUCUUGCCAAUCAGUUCAAGCAACAGCAGCACGUUCAGCAGCACGACCAGCGCUGCGCUUUCACUCGCGUCUGAUAGCUCGAGCACUUUGGCAGAGCCAUCUCCGAUCUCCGACUCUGACAGCAGCUGCAGCGUUGUCGAUGACUGGCGCAAUACCAAUCUCGAAGCGCCUUUGCAUCCCCGUCCUUUUGUUCGGCUUUUAGGAUUGAGCGGUCAAGACGAUGACUGUGAGAACAUUUCGAGCUGGCUUUCACCACCUGCCGAAUCUGCUCCUCUCCCGAUUUUGCCUGCUCCUCAUCCGAAGAAUCUGGCCUGCCAGCUUGCGCAACGUGCUACCUUCGUCGUCUCUGCAUGCCACUCGCCCACUCUAGUGUGCCAGUCGCCGGUGCCGCUGCCGCCGCCUUCGAUUGCGAUUGACAUGUCCUGGUUGGACUGGGCAGAACGCGAUCUCGCAGUGCGCUCUGUCGACAGCAACCAAAGUUCUCCUACGCAAUAG
Capsaspora owczarzaki ATCC 30864 is the source of this 1185-nucleotide messenger RNA. RefSeq lists its product as hypothetical. Lineage: Eukaryota; Filasterea; Ministeriida; Capsasporidae. The record is from RefSeq and is a predicted model, not a curated record. The coding region runs from base 1 to 1185 and encodes 394 amino acids. The transcript has a single exon.